Salvia miltiorrhiza (redroot sage) is the source of this 1301-nucleotide messenger RNA. Its product is annotated as urease accessory protein D. The record is from RefSeq and is a predicted model, not a curated record. Lineage: Eukaryota; Viridiplantae; Streptophyta; Magnoliopsida; Lamiales; Lamiaceae. Gene Ontology annotation, molecular function: nickel cation binding. The transcript is spliced from 8 exons. Bases 217 to 1068 code for a protein of 283 amino acids.
UUUUGCUACACAUUUUCUUUUGUUAAGUGCCACCUGCAAAUUCUUGUUCUUGGGAGUAUUCCUAUGCCUAUCCUAGCAUGUUCUGUGCAAUUGGCAGAUAAUAUUAAUCAAAACUUAAAUAAUUUAGAUAAUUUUUUAGUAUAAAAUCCUCAAACAAGGCUAUAUGUGCUGAGAGAGUCGUCUUUCUACUUUCAUAUUGAAGAGAGAGAGAAAAGGAUGGAGAGAGGAAAGUUGAUUGUGGAGAGGGUGGAAGGGAAGUCGACGCUAACUCGCUGCUUUUCCAAGUACCCCUUCAAAUUUAUCGUCCCCAAAAAGGUGGGCUCCUCCCAAACCGAUGCUGUCUGGAUUUACACCAUCACCUACGGCGGCGGCAUCGUCUCUGGGGAUUCAAUUGCUUUUGAUGUUACGGUGGCGGAUGGCUGCAAUGCAGUUUUGACCACUCAAUCUUCUACAAAGGUUUACAAGUCUAUUGAGUCGAAAUGUUCUGAGCAAGUGCUGGAGGCCAGCAUUGGGCAAGAUGCGCUUUUGGUGGUGAUUCCCGAUCCAGUAACUUGCUUUUCCACUGCAAGAUAUUCUCAGACACAAAAUUUCAAACUUGUAACUGAUUCGAGCUUGCUUUUAGUAGACUGGAUAACUAGCGGCCGCCAUGAAAGAGGAGAAAAAUGGGCCUUUUCUCACUACAAAAGCACUAAUCGCAUUCUCUUACAACCCACUCAACCUCUAUUUCUUGACACGCUUUUGAUGCAGAUAUUAUUAGAACAAGGAAGUCAUGGAAGUAUUGCUGACCGCAUGAACGAUUACCAAGCAAUAGCCAUGAUUGUGCUUUUGGGGCCUAAGUUGAAGCAUAUUCAGAAUCAAAUCGAGGAAGAUGUGAGGAAGAUAAUGUCUCAGCGGCCUUCAAUUAGUUCCUCUAAACCAAAUUUUAUUGCUUCUUGCAGUAGGUUUGGUCCAAAGGGGAUGGGAGUCGUGAUUCGUGUUGCAUCCACGACGACUGAAGCCAUCUAUAACUUCCUGCAACAUCAGUUGGCUACUAUGGAAGAGCUGCUCGGAGCUCCGCCAUACCGCUAGAAUUCUGUGAUCGAUGAGUUCAGUUGGCUGUUGAAGCUCGUAUUCUGUCGAGUUGGCAAAUGCUCUAAUAUGGGGAUGACAUUUAUGAUUAUGAGCUCUUAUCUUCAAAGUUUUCAUCAAGAAAAUUGUGUCGAACUUUGAACAUGCUUAAUUUUUGUGUUUCAUGAAUACACGAGAAUCAUUCUUGUACAUCAUUAGCAAGAUUUUGACUAAGUAGAUGAUUAUGUUGUUGA